Rhea pennata is the source of this 4626-nucleotide messenger RNA. It is a transcript of the gene SLC25A16, whose product is annotated as solute carrier family 25 member 16. The transcript has 9 exons. Lineage: Eukaryota; Metazoa; Chordata; Aves; Rheiformes; Rheidae. Gene Ontology annotation, biological process: mitochondrial coenzyme A transmembrane transport. Gene Ontology annotation, molecular function: coenzyme A transmembrane transporter activity. The coding region runs from base 31 to 993 and encodes 320 amino acids. Gene Ontology annotation, cellular component: mitochondrial inner membrane. The record is from RefSeq and is a predicted model, not a curated record.
AGCAGCAGCCGCCGCCGCCCGCCCUGCCCCAUGGCCACCCCGGCGGCGGCGGGGCCCGGCGCCGCGCUGCCCCCGGGCGCGGCGCGCCGCGACUUCUACUGGCUGCGCUCCUUCAUCGCCGGAGGUGUUGCAGGAUGUUGUGCCAAAACAACUAUUGCACCACUGGAUCGAGUAAAGAUUUUGCUGCAAGCUCAUAACCACCAUUACAAACAUCUAGGAGUGUUUUCUACGUUGCGUGCAGUCCCGAAAAAGGAGGGUUACCUUGGGCUAUAUAAAGGAAAUGGGGCAAUGAUGAUUAGAAUCUUUCCCUAUGGUGCAAUUCAAUUUAUGGCAUUUGACCAAUACAAAAAGGUAAUAAAGAAGCAACUUGGGAUUUCAGGGCAUGUACAUCAAUUAAUGGCUGGAUCUAUGGCAGGUAUUACAGCAGUGAUUUGUACUUACCCUCUUGAUAUGGUUAGAGUUCGUCUGGCGUUCCAAGUAAAAGGGGAACACAAGUACAUGGGAAUUAUCCAUGCAUUCAAGAUGAUUUACACAAAGGAAGGUGGUUUUCCUGGGUUCUACAGAGGUCUGAUGCCAACAGUUGUAGGAAUGGCUCCAUAUGCAGGUUUUUCAUUUUUUACCUUUGGUACCUUAAAGAGCAUUGGACUUGCUCAAGCACCUAACUUGCUUGGACGGCCUUCAUUAGAUAAUCCUGAUGUCUUAGUUUUGAAAACGCAUGUAAAUCUGCUGUGUGGUGGCAUAGCUGGAGCGAUAGCUCAGACAAUAUCAUAUCCACUUGAUGUAACUCGUAGGCGAAUGCAGUUAGGAGCAGUUCUCCCAGACUCUGACAAGUGCCUUACAAUGGUGCAGACACUGAAAUACGUGUAUCAACAACAUGGAAUAAGAAGAGGAUUAUACCGUGGUUUAUCUUUAAAUUACAUUCGUUGUAUUCCUUCGCAGGCUGUGGCUUUUACCACAUAUGAACUUAUGAAACAAUUCUUGCACCUCAAUUGAAAUAUUUUUUAAACUUUACUGUAAAACUACACUAUCUGUCUUCAAACUAUAUUUGUGAGUAAAUUACUUGAAAUUUUAAAACUAUCUGUUACUGUGGAACUGCUGUUGUCUAACAACUUAAUUUUAUUUGCCAAAACAUGGUUAAUUUUCUGGAAUCAAACCAGGACACAGAUCAAAAUGAACAGUAGUUAGCUAUAAACAUUUUUUUGCACUUGAUCUUGUAAGCUUCCUUAGAUUAAUGUUAAGAAUUACACAGUUUUACAAUUAUGCCCAGAUUUUAUAUGGGUUUUAAGCUGUUAGUUAUUUAGCUUUAUCACCAUUCCAGGAAUUAUACUCGUGGUUAUAUUGCUUUUUAAGCUAGUAGUUAGGCAUCUAUUCUUUAAAAAUUAAUUUGAAUAAGCUGAUUUGAAUAAUACAUAAUUUUCAAAUCCAAAUAAUUGUCAGUCUUGUAGAAGCUGAAUUCAGUAGACGACAAUUUAAGCAUCUUUUCAUUUUUUUUGUACAAGUUUUCUGUACGUAAGAACAAUGCAUUUAUCUUCAGAUGGGUACAUUUGAAAGUCGUUUCAACCAUUUCAAUAGAUAAUGACAAUGAGAUGUAUUUAACGUUAUUAGCAGUCUUGCAAUUAGGAAAUCAGUUUCUUUGUGCACUCCCUAAUCUAAAAAAAAUCUGUAUCUAUCUACACAAAUAAAAACAGGACUGGGGCAAUAUUAGUUUUACUACAACAAGUGUUAGAAGAAGUCUGUUAAACAGAGUUAGUAUGAGCCUGCCCUUGCAAGGCCUUUAUGUACCUUUUAAGUACUUAUGGUGCUGAAUAUUCUCAAAUCAGUUUACUGAAAGCUGAGAAUAUUAUGUACUUUCCACUACUGGCUCCUACAAACAGGUUUGUCCUAACUUAAAACAUGGUGACAAACAUGACUGCAUGCUGCUGCGUUUACUUAUUUGGGCAUAUGGAUAACAGUCAACCUCUUGACCCCCCCCCCCAAAAAAAAAAAAAAAAAGGAAAAAGAAAAAGAAAAAAGAAAAUGAAGAUUGGAUUGUAUUGGAGUCUGUAGAUGUGUGUAUGUACUGUCUCUAUGAUAUGCAAUAGAUUAUUACACUUUCUCCUGCAAUUUCUUUUGUAAAGGAAUUACUUUGCAGACUUGUUAUAUAUACACACAUAUAUAUAUAUAUAUAAUUUGCAUAGGUACUCUUGUGUUCACUUGAUUCAGGAAACUGUAAAGCAUUUACUUCAAGUGAUGUAAGUUAUUUAUUUAUUGUAAAUAUUUUAGCAGUGUCCUUUAAGAUUUGGUAAUGGUCAUGUUAAUUAAACUGGUGGUUGGUAAGAUCAAUUUGCUUAAUUCUGACAAAUUUGACAAACUAGACUUUGAAUUGUAUAUUCAGAAAUUCUUGUGGCUUAUUUUUUCCCAUUUUCUUAAAAGUAUAUAUUUCUUUGAUAUUUAACAAUAUAGUUACAGAAAAUGAGAUAUAUUUGAAUUUAUUUUAUUAAAAACCUUGAAGUAAUAUCUGUGUGUGAUUUAUAAGUGUUGCAGACCAAAAAAAAAAAAAGCAUGCUUCUGGAAUUAUCUGUAUGUUUCCCCAUGUAGGUAAACUUGCAUAAAACUGUCAUUCUUAAUUAAAAGAGACAACAAUUCAGCUCUUGGUCUGAUCUUUAGUUUCCUUUGAAGGAAAAUUAUUAUCACAGUGAACGUUUAUCAUUAAAAGUCCUUAUGGGAGGGUUAAACCCACUAUUUAGAGAUGAGAGAUGUGCCAUUUUUAUUUCUUCGUUGUUUUAUGCUACAAACAAAAUAACUGACUUGUCAAUUUUUUUCAUCAUUUCUGAAACUCAAUUGCCUGUCGUUUUAAUACUGUUAUGGAUGUUUUUUCUGCAGAAAGGAGAAAUGUUCAAGGAGGGAGAAAGCAGUAAAAACUGUCCCCAAAACAAUCAAGUAGAAUACUGAAUGUAAGAAGUAGAACUACUGUAUGAAACAGUAUUGUAUUUUCAGCAUUAGUUUUUUUUCGGAACAGAAUUUAUUUUUUUAACAAAAAAACAAAACCAGAAGUAUUGGAAUACUUCAGAAAGGCUUAUGAAAGAAACAUACUUGUGCUCAGGGGCUAGUUUGGAGAAGACUUGAGCUUCCUUCUAAGUUUUUGGGAAGAUAUUUCCAAAAUUUUCUGAAAGGGUUAGCUAUUCUUACUCAGUUAAAACGCAGAAUUUAUUAUGAAUAUCUGACUGCUAUAGGCAGGAGAGAGAAACAUGGAAACCUAGUUGUCUGCCCUAUUGUUUUUUCACCAUAGCCCUACAAAAAUUGCUUUUCAUUCUGAACCAUUUUUUUUCCCAACAUCUUUCUUGUCUGUCUUUUCUAUUUCUAGCAUAUUGAAUUGACAAAUCUUAUUUUCAGUCAAUGGAAAGUAAAAUAAAGCAGACUCCAGCCAAACUCACUUCUUUACAUGUCUUGCACUUUUAAAUUAUUCAUUUUUUAAUUUAAUUUUUAACAAAUAGAAAUUCUGUAGAACGUUUGAAUUUUUGUUAUUCAACUUACUAUUAUUAAGUUUAAUUCUGAGAGUGAGGUCUCCAUAAAUUCAUGAUAGUGAGAAGAACACACCUGAAUCCUGGAAUUUUAGUUGUAUUUUUUUAACUGCUGUCAGUUAUGCUUUUAUAUACAUCAGCAGAGGCUAUAUUUUCAAGAGUAGACUUUUAAGACUUUCAAGAGUAGCUUGACUUCAGGUGCAUGUUUCAUGUUUAAAAUACAUACCUAUAUAUACCCAUACACACAUAGUUGCAUCUAUUCUAGCCCAUGGUUUUCUGUAUAUGUAUGAUUAGCAUUUGAAACAAAAUUGCAGAGUUUUUAAUUGCUGUUAGACAUGCACAUUUUUCAUUUGUCAAGCUGUUUGAUACAAAUUAAUCUUAAAUUUAAGUUGUUUGUUCUUUGGGAAGUGAAGUUACCUUGUUAACUACCCUCUUACAACUUUAAAAAGUUAUGGUUGAUCAAUAACUUAAUUUUAAGGGAACCAGAGAUCUUUGAAUUACAGAUGUAUUUUCAAACUACACUGACAAAUGUUUUAUGGUAUUAUUAGUUAGCAAUAACUUACAUGUUUUUACAGCUCCUUUCUAGAAACUUUAAAAGCUAUUACAAACUGGUGGUUAGGUAGGUUCUUUAUUGCUUUAGUUAGUUCAAAAUGAUUUUGAAGAUUUUUUUUUUCCUUGUGGAUAAAGUUAGUAUCUUUUAGUAAACUUCCAGGAUAAUUCCAAGGUUUUACAGUUUUCUUUUUUAUUGUUUGCUUGACAGCAAAAUAAUAGAUCACAACCCUAAAUGACAGUUCUACUGAAUGAAGAGGUCAGAAUAUCCAGAAGUUGUUGCUUUUGUUUCUUAAAAAUCCAUAUCAUAAUCUCAUAAUUGCUAGUUCUACCCAGUGGAAAAAUAUGUGUGUGUAUAUAGAUAUAUAUUUGAGAAUUAAUGUAACCUUCAAUAAUAUUUUUAACUGUGUUGUACCAGCUAUUUCCAAUGCUUUUUUACAUAAAGAGAGAGCCUCAGCUUUACAGGAUUCUUUCAGCUGACACAUGAUCCCGUACAGGUUAAUCUAUGGUAUGUCUUGAAAAUCUCAAUUUAUAUGGGUUCUGUUUCCAGUGAUUAAACAUUGUGUCUUUAAAACAA